GCGCCCCACUCCAUCCAAAAUUCCCCAAUCCUAUAGCAAGCGAAAAUCCUAUAGAGCUCAGCAAGCGAAACCCAGCGCAGCGCAGCGCGGGCUUCUUCUCCCUCCUCCUCUUCGAAUUCGCGUGUUUUGGCGGCCAUCUUCCCUCCCAUUCCUCCAAUCCCCUCUACAUAACGCAACCGCCGCCGCCUCCCAUCUUCCCUCGCCGCGCACCGAAUCUCAAACCCUAUCUUGCCGCCCCGGGGAGCACGAGCCCGCCGACCAUGGCCGACAAGGAGAACGCGGCCCCCGCCGCGGCGGCGGGCCCCCGGCUCACCCGUGCCGCGGCCAAGCGCGCCGCCACCUGCUCCGCGGGCCCCUCCGGCGGCGCCAAGCGGAAGCGGGUGGCGCUCAGCGAGCUCCCCAUCGUCUCCAACGCGGGGGUCGUCCUCCGCCAGCCCUCGAAGCCCGCCAAGCCCGCGGCUGCGGCCGAGGGGGAGGAGCAGCACGGGGGCUUGAGCAGGUGCGCAUCCACCUCGCCGACCCCCGUCGGGGAGGAGGUCAGCGGCGGCGGCGGCAUAACCCAGCUCAGCGGGUCCUACGCCUCCGACAUCUACACCUACCUCCGCACUAUGGAGGUGGAGGCGCCUCGCCGGCCGGCGGCAGACUACAUCGAGGCGGUCCAGACGGACGUGACGGCCAACAUGCGGGCUAUCCUAAUCGACUGGCUCGUCGAGGUCGCCGAGGAGUACAAGCUCGUUGCCGACACGCUUUACCUCACCGUCUCCUAUGUCGACCGCUUCCUCUCUGCCAACCCGCUCGGGCGCAAUAGGCUGCAGCUCCUUGGCGUCGCCGCAAUGCUCAUUGCUUCGAAGUACGAGGAGAUCAGUCCCCCGCAUGUGGAGGACUUCUGCUACAUCACGGACAAUACCUACACCAGGCAGGAGCUUCUCACCAUGGAGAGCGACAUACUCAAGCUCCUCAACUUCGAGAUAGGCAGUCCGACCAUCAAGACCUUCCUCAGGCGGUUCACAAGAUCUGGCCCAGAAGACAAGAAGCGCUCCAGCUUAUUACUGGAGUUCAUGGGUAGCUAUCUUGCUGAGCUGAGUCUUCUGGACUACAGCUGUCUCCGGUUCUUGCCAUCAGUGGUUGCUGCUUCAUCACUUUUUCUUGCUAGUCUGACCAUUGGACCAGACACUAAUCCUUGGGGCAAGGAAAUGCAUAAACUGACAGGCUACAAGGCAUCAGAGCUGAAGGAUUGCAUUAUAGCCAUACAUGAUUUGCAGCUCAAUAGAAAGGGUCCAUCAUUACCAGCAAUUCGAGACAAGUAUAAGCAACACAGGUUCAAAUGUGUAUCGAUGUUGCUUCCUCCUGUCGAGAUCCCUGCAUCGUACUUCCAAGACUUAACAGAAUAGCUGUUCCUGGACCGCUCCACUGUAAAGCUAAUAACUCCGAGCUCAUCUUGAGCUCCUUGGGAUAAGGGAGAAUUACAGUUUCAGAGCAGGUUCUUAGACAAGUUAGAAUGCUGGAAGCUGUUUAGAUGCUUGAGGUUUAAAAGCCUAACCAGGAGCUUUUCAAUUCAUUUAGGAGCUAGGUUUAUCACAAGUAGGAGGCCAGGCAUUCUCUUCUUUUGUAGAAUUGUACUUCUGUAUUAUAUGUUAGAACAAUGUGCCUUGGUCUGUUUGGCCAAAUAUCUGUAAUGUUUGAUAUAUGUUCAUCCUUUGUCUUUGCUGA
This is a messenger RNA of Triticum urartu, 1710 nucleotides long. RefSeq names its product cyclin-A3-2. The record is from RefSeq and is a predicted model, not a curated record. Lineage: Eukaryota; Viridiplantae; Streptophyta; Magnoliopsida; Poales; Poaceae.